GUAGCCAAAUGCUAGUCUGAGUGGCGGCUUUUGGGGGCGGCCCGUUACUAGAACAGCGCUCGAGCUAGCAACGGCGGUGACGGGUAUCAGACUACGCAGUGAGAGGAUAUUGCUAACAACACGAGAAAAGGGAGUCGCUUGAACACAGAAUCUGAUCCCUGUGUACCUGCAGGAAGCAAGCGUUUUUACAAAUCACUACAGGGGGCUCUGUGCAAAGGGGGAUGGCGGUGAACGUGUACUCCACAUCUGUGACCAUAGAGAACCUGAGUCGCCAUGACAUGCUGGCUUGGGUCAACGACUCUCUGCACCUCAGCUACACCAAGGUGGAGCAGCUGUGUUCAGGUGCGGCGUAUUGCCAGUUCAUGGACAUGCUCUUCCCCGGCUGUGUGCUCCUGAAGAAGGUGAAGUUCCAGGCCAGGCUGGAGCACGAGUACAUUCACAACUUCAAAGUGCUGCAGGCAGCCUUCAAGAAAAUGGGCGUCGACAAAAUAAUCCCUGUAGAAAAGUUAGUAAAAGGAAAGUUCCAGGACAACUUUGAGUUUGUGCAGUGGUUCAAGAAGUUAUUUGACGCCAACUACGACGGGAAGGAAUACGACCCGCAGCAGGCCCGGCAAGGCCAUGAUGUGGCUCCACCUCCCAAUCCAGGUGAACAAAUUUUCCACAAACCCAAGAAACCUUGUGGCCCCACAGUGCCUCAGAGAACGUCCCCCACGGCCCCCAAGAUCAUGCCCGCCCCCCAGAGGGCAAUCAACAACCCCGUGAGGAGGAACCCCCCCAUGGCCAGGAACGGGGGCGGGGACACCGACCCACAGAUCGUGGAGCUUAACCGGCAGCUGAUGGAUCUGAAGCUGACGGUAGACGGGCUUGAGAAGGAGAGGGAUUUCUACUUCAGUAAACUGCGCGACAUUGAGCUCAUCUGCCAGGAGCACGAGGGCGAAAACAGCCCUAUGCUCUCCCGGAUCAUCAACAUUCUCUACGCUACAGAGGACGGCUUUGCUCCACCCGAGGAUGAGGAGGUUGAUGGCCAGCCACACGAGGACCAGGACGAAUACUAAACCCCUCCCUAUACCUGCUCUCUUUCUCUCUCUCUCUCUCUCUGUCUCUCUGUCUCCCUCUCUCUCUCUGUCUGUCUCUGUCUCUCUUUCUCUCUCUCUCUCUCUGUCUGUCUCCCUCUCUCUCUCUGUCUCUCUUUCUCU
This is a messenger RNA of Anguilla anguilla (European eel), 1196 nucleotides long. RefSeq names its product microtubule-associated protein, RP/EB family, member 3b (gene mapre3b). Gene Ontology annotation, cellular component: cytoplasmic microtubule; microtubule organizing center; spindle midzone. The record is from RefSeq and is a predicted model, not a curated record. NCBI's taxonomy places the organism in Eukaryota, Metazoa, Chordata, Actinopteri, Anguilliformes, Anguillidae. Gene Ontology annotation, molecular function: microtubule plus-end binding. Gene Ontology annotation, biological process: protein localization to microtubule plus-end; regulation of microtubule polymerization or depolymerization; spindle assembly. The transcript has 8 exons. Bases 222 to 1055 code for a protein of 277 amino acids.